AUGUCAACCAGUAUUCACGAAGAGACUCACGCAGACCUUGCUACAGGAUCACUUGAGGAAUUCUUCAACCAGAUUCCCUCAGUGCAGAUCGUUAUAUUGCAAUGGGUUGAUAUUUGUGGAAUUUCGAGGACAAGAUUACUCCCUGCUUCACGAUUCAAGAACCUUGUGAGAUCUGGUAGUCACCUUGAUUGCGCCCCGUUGGAUACACUCGUACCUACUACCGCUGAAUUUAUCCCUCAAUUAUUCGCUCUUUUCAAUGGAAAGGGCAAGAUACACCCUGAUGUUUCCUCAAUCCGAACUAUGAAGCAUGAUGCAUCUGGAAUCGGCAACACAGCUCAUUGCGUUGGUACUGUGGAUUUUCAGAAUACUGAUGCCCGACUCCUCUUGAAAAGCAUCGUUCAAAAAGCUGAAGAGUCUCGCGGAUUGAGGUUCCUUAUUGGAAUUGAGUUGGAGUUCUGCUUUCUCGUUCCAGGAACCCUGGAGGCCGCUGAGCCUGCAAAGCCUGGAGUUGCUGGUACUUUCGGCACUCUCCGCUCCAAAGUGUGGCCUAUACUCAACGAAAUCAUUGUUGCUUUUGGUGAAGCGGGGAUUGAAGUUGAGCAAGUGAUAAAAGAGUACGGCACAUCGGCCUAUGAAGUGGCUCUCCCUCCUCUUCCUCCUAUCGAAGCCGUGGACACCUAUUACUAUGCCAAAGAGCUAAUCCAGAAUGUGGCACAUAAGCAUGGAAUCCUUGCCACUUUCUAUCCAACACCAUACGGCGGAGAACAAGGCCAGAAGAGCGGACAGCACAUUCACAUCUCGGCAACCCCGACGGAGGAAAAUCAAGACUGGAACCCUGAUGACACCCUGGCAGGCAUAUUGAGCCAUAUACCUGCACUCAUGGCAUUGGGUAUGUGCCAGAUUGAUUCUUAUGAGAGAGUCAAUAUCGGGAGAAUGUGUACCGGCGGUCUUGUAGGCUGGGGUGAUAAUAAUCGAGACAUGCCUAUUAGAAGAGUCAGCAAGAACCACUGGGAGAUCCGUGUCAAUGACGCCACUUCGAAUUCCUAUGCCAUGGUCGCGGGAAUCAUUGGUGCCGCACUCGACUCCAAGCCGCUUACAGUUAGAAACGCGACCGAAUUCACAUUGGUGUAUUCCGAAGAAGAAAGACAGAAAAUGGAACUGACCAAGCUUCUACCGACGUCUCUUGAGGUUGCAUUAAAGGAGCUGGAAGAUGACAGAGCUUGGGCAGAUAGUGUUCUCGGUCAAGGGUAUAUCGAUUGGUUCCUUGCAAUUAAGCGGGCAGAGAUGAAUACAGUUUCGAAGAUGGAGACUAAGGAGCGAAGAUUGCAUAUGCUUAGCUUCUUCUGA
Molecule: messenger RNA, 1347 nt
Organism: Fusarium fujikuroi IMI 58289
Lineage: Eukaryota; Fungi; Ascomycota; Sordariomycetes; Hypocreales; Nectriaceae
Product: related to fluG protein
Exons: 2
Coding region: 1-1347 (448 amino acids)
Molecular function (GO): glutamine synthetase activity
Source: RefSeq, a predicted model, not a curated record